Kluyveromyces marxianus DMKU3-1042 is the source of this 1143-nucleotide messenger RNA. It is a transcript of the gene RRI1, whose product is annotated as COP9 signalosome catalytic subunit RRI1. Lineage: Eukaryota; Fungi; Ascomycota; Saccharomycetes; Saccharomycetales; Saccharomycetaceae. Gene Ontology annotation, molecular function: protein binding; deNEDDylase activity; metallopeptidase activity. Gene Ontology annotation, biological process: protein deneddylation. The coding region runs from base 1 to 1143 and encodes 380 amino acids. Gene Ontology annotation, cellular component: COP9 signalosome; cytoplasm. The transcript has a single exon. The record is from RefSeq and is a predicted model, not a curated record.
AUGAACUCCACUAAAUUUCAUGAUAUAUCAUUAAAGGAGAUAAGUCAAUGGAUUAGCAUCAAUGAAAGAACAUUAAUAAAUCAGAAUUCAAAUCAAACCAACACUCAAAAUACAGAAACCGGCAAUGGUUCAAUACCAAUCAUAGAUAAACUCCCUAUCAGAACGCCAAUUACGCCUGAACUAUGGAAGCGUAAUCCGUGCAUGUUUCAAAAAUGCCUUCUCUCUAGGUUGGCUAGUGUGAAGAUACUAUCCCACGCGAUCAGUGGAAGAAACAUAGAAGUAAUGGGAAUGCUAGUAGGAUACAGUAGUAAUGAUAUCAUUGUAGUAAAAGAUUGCUAUUCUUUACCAGUUCAAGGGACAGAAACAAGAGUGAAUGCUCAUAUGGAAUCAUAUGAAUAUAUGGUACAAUAUCUUGAUGCAUUUGUAGGCAAAGAGGAUAAAAUUGUUGGAUGGUAUCAUUCGCACCCUGGUUAUGGAUGUUGGCUCAGUAAUAUUGAUAUUCAGACCCAAUCAUUAAAUCAAAAUUAUCAAGAUCCAUAUAUCGCCAUAGUCGUCGAUCCUAAGAAGAGUCUCGAAGAGAAAAGGUUGGAAAUCGGUGCUUUUAGAACAAUACCGUCCAAAGAAAGUAAUAAAAAUGAUGCAUUUUAUCCACUUAAUGUGCAAAUAUACCAAAACAGAUUUGAUGCGUCUAUGUCAAAAUUACAAUUCAAAUUCCAAGUAGAUUCAAAGGUUAGAUAUGAUCACAAUGAACCAGAAUUAUACAAGGAGUUGCUUGAAUGCGUCGGAAAUUGGUUCCAUGCAAAGAAAAUGAUGAAAAAUACGACUGUUCCGAUAUUUUCUAUUGAUUCUGAACCUAUGAACGAUAAUACUAGUAUAAAUGAUGAAAUGAUGCAAGAAAGAUCUAAUUCAAUUUCUUCGACGUCAUCUUUGACCACGAGGCAUACUACAGAUGUUGAAAUGGACGAACAAGAAAGUGAACAGAGUAGCUUAGAACUGGCAGCCAAUCCUGUGCCUGGUGUGCAUUUCCAAGAAGCGGAGGUUAGACAAGACUAUGAACUCAAAAAGAAGAGACUAUUACUAUUAAAAGUCAAACAAUACCACAAACUUAAAACAUAUAAACAGUUAUUUAUGGAAUCUGGAUGA